CAUAUGGGGACGCAUGAAUUUCCUUAAAUGCAGAUAGAUAAAAAAUGGGAAUAAAGGGAUAGGAGUAGGAAUAGGAAUAGGAAUAGGAAAUAUAGUACAAAUGGAAGAAGAGGCACCGGUGGGAACAUCUAUACUGACGAAUUAAACGUGGCCCGUAAUACAUGAAGAAACCUGUUUAUGUCUGGACAUUUCACACCAAUUUGUUGCCAGCCAAGGAACCCAUAUUGGUAGCAUGUUGUUUCCUUUCGGAUCAUAUUGUCUAGGCGCAGUGUUGUUUCCUGUCGGAUCGCGUAUUGUCUCGUCGCAAACUGAAAUCUCAGAAGUCCUCUUGUUGAGCCUUCUCCAGCCGAGGAGCUGGAUGUGACAUCCACUCCCUGGAGGAUAUGAUUUUUAAGGUACGGUAUUUCCACCUCGAAGUUUCAUGCCAUUGACUUGCUCUUUCCCAACCUGUGACAAGAUGAAGAAGAGAAAGUUCAAAGUAAACAGCAAUUGUUUAACGCUUCUGGCCAGGGCAGCAACGAAGAUGGAAGUAGACAGCUGAAAUGUCAACUUCGGAACUAUCCUACUAUAUUUGCAAAGUCUUUGCAUUAUUGUUGCUUGUACGAGUACAUUCCCAGAAUCAUAUACCGCGGCUGCACUGCAAUUCUUCUGGCAACAUCGUCGAAUGGAUUGGUCAUCUCUCACCUGUUCCGCCUCCUUCCUAAUCAUUCUGCUCCUGCCGUUGGGUGCGUCUGAUGACCGGCUUGUCCCCAGCAAGCCGCUCUCCCCUGGCACAACCGUCGUCUCGGAUGGCGGUGACUUCGCCUUGGGCUUCUUCUCCUCAUCCGGCUCGACGCCGUCCAACCUGUACCUUGGCAUCUGGUACAGCAGCAUCCCCGAGCUCACUGUGGUGUGGGUUGCCAACCGGGGAACCCCACUCACAAACGGUACCUCCUCUGCACCGACUCUCACCCUCACCAAUGCCUCCAAUCUUGUUCUCUCUGACAGUGAUGGUGGUCGAGUUGUUUGGAUGACCAACGUGGGCGCUGCCUCGAGCUCCUCUUCGACAGAGGCGGUGCUUCUGAACACCGGUAACCUCAUCAUUCGGUCACCCAACGGCACCACGUUGUGGCAGAGUUUCGACCACCCAACCGACACGUUCCUGCCCGGCAUGAAGAUGCAAAUCAGGUAUAGGACACGCGCCGGUGAGCGCCUGGUGUCCUGGAAAGACGCUGGAGACCCCUCGCCUGGGGGCUUCUCCUACGGCUGCGAUCCGGCCACGUCCAUCCAGAUGUUCCUUUGGGACGGGUCACGCCCGGUGUACCGCAGCACCCCGUGGACCGGGUUCCGGGUGAAGAGCGAAGACGAGUACCUGUUGACAAACACCAGCGCUAUCAUCAUAAACCUGGCUUUCGUCAACAACGAUGAGGAGAGCUACACGAUGUUUACCGUCUCUGAUGGUGCCUGGCACACCAGGUUCGUGCUGACCUACUCCGGCAAGCUCCAGUUCCAAAGCUGGAACAGUAGCUCUUCCACGUGGGUAGUUUUUGGGCAGUGGCCACCCCAUGAAUGCAACCGCUACGGCUACUGUGGCCCGAAUGGCUAUUGCGAUGAGACGGUGUUGCCUAUUCCGACGUGCAAGUGCUUUGACGGUUUCAAGCCGAUGAGCACGGAGGAGUGGGACAAUGGCGAGUUCUGGAAAGGGUGCCAACGGAAAGAGGCGUUGCGUUGCAGCGAUGGUUUCAUGCCCUUGUCGGGGAUGAAGCCACCGGAUAGGUUCGUGAUCGUCGGAAACACGUCGUUGAGGGAGUGCGCCGCGGCAUGUGGUCGCAACUGCUCCUGCAUGGCGUACGCAUACGCCAACCUGAGCAGCAGCAUUGAAAACAGAGACCUGACAAGGUGUUUGGUGUGGGUCGGGGAGUUGGUUGACACCGGGAGGCUAGGCGCAAGCACCGCCAGCGACACACUCUAUCUACGGCUUGCAGGCUUAGAUGCAGCAACUGGUAAAAGGACAAGGAGCAAUGCCAUGAAAGUUGUGUUGCCGGUUUUAGGAGGUGCUGCUCUGAUACUCAUGUGCAUUUCCAUUGCAUGGUUGAAAUUCAAAGGCAAGGACAGAAACCAGGAAAAACACAAGAAGUUGCCAUCGGAUGGUUCAAGUGAUCUUGACUUUCCAUUUAUAAGAUUUGAGGAAAUUGCCCUAGCAACACACAAUUUCUCCGAAACAUGUAUGAUUGGACAUGGAGGCUUUGGCAAAGUUUAUAAGGGAAUUGUAGGUGGUCAAGAAAUUGCUGUCAAAAGGCUAAGUAGGGAUUCUCAACAAGGAACAAAUGAAUUCAGGAAUGAAGUAAUUCUUAUUGCCAAAUUGCAACACAAAAAUUUGGUUCGACUUCUUGGAUGUUGUGACAAGGGAGAUGAAAAGUUAUUGAUCUAUGAGUAUUUGCCCAAUAAAAGCUUAGAUGCCACCCUUUUUGAUGAUUCAAGAAAACAUUUGCUGGAUUGGGGGACACGGUUAAAUAUAAUUAAAGGUAUCGCAAGGGGGCUUCUUUAUCUUCAUGAAGAUUCAAGACUGACCAUAAUUCACAGAGAUCUCAAAGCAGGGAACGUUUUGCUAGAUGCAGAGAUGAAACCUAAAAUAGCAGAUUUUGGUAUGGCAAGGAUCUUCGGUGAUAACCAGGAAAAUGCGAACACCCAACGCGUCGUCGGAACAUUUGGCUACAUGGCCCCUGAGUAUGCAAUGCACGGCAUCAUCUCUAUCAAAUCCGACAUCUACAGUUUUGGCGUGUUACUACUGGAGAUUGUAACUGGUAUGAAGAGAAGCUCCACUAGUCACGCCAUGGGCUUUCCAAGCCUCAUAAUCUACUCGUGGAAUAUGUGGAAAGAUGGGAAGGCAGCAGAAUUGGCUGACUCAUCUAUUAUAGAUACAUGCCUACUAGAUGAGGUGUUGCUUUGCAUUCAUGUAGCACUCUUGUGUGUCCAAGAAAACCCAAAAGACAGACCACACAUGUCAUCGGUUGUGUUCACCCUAGAGAAUGGAAGCACUACACUCCCAACUCCCAGUCGGCCUGCAUACUUUGUGGGACAGAGCACUGAGUUGGAGCAACUCAGAAACAAUAUUCAGAAUUCCGUGAAUACUUUAACUCUUACUGGUAUAGAGGGUCGAUGAAAUACUUCAUUACUUCUAUAUUUGUUGGACAUUGUGUAAAGAAAGGCUUGUUCGCGGUGGUCGUUGUUUGUAGCUUAGUGGUGGAGGGAAGUUGUUUGAUCCCAUCUACACGGGUUUGACCCAUAAAGUUUUUGUUCUGCUGAAUGAUUCUUGUUCGUGCCCAUGAAAUAUGUUCAUAAUAGAGGAUGACCAAGUGUUAGUGUGCAUGAAGUUUUUCUUUUUUCACGAACUUGUGAUGGACGUGGAGGGCUGGUACUGGCACUCCAGAGGCCAUCGCCACUGUGCAGCACGCCAGCGCCGCGCCCGUCAGUCUCGUCGUCGACGCGUUCGCCGUGGUCGGCUGUAACUCAUCCAGUUCGCCGCCAGGCACGCGCUGCUGGCCGACCACUUCUCGUUUCCAGGACACUGCUUUCCCCCGCUAACACCAGCGUUUAGUUCUCGUGCAGGGGCUGCUACGUGGUCGUGGUGGAGAUCGAUCCCCGGAAGGUGGAGCUGGUGAGGCACAAUGCCAGGAUCUACGGCGUGGAGCAUUUGAUCGAGUUCGUCGUCGGCGAUUUCUUCCACCUCACGCCUUACUUGAAGGUAUACUCGUUCAGUUUUACGAUGAACAAGACCACAUUGAGUAGGUUAGUUAAAUUUUGAUAAAUGGACAUGCCAAACCAAUGUAUGCUUCCAACUAUGAUAUGGCAUGCGCAAGGUAUGCACAGUUAUAAAAAACAAACAAACCCAUCUGUAAGACUGUAACUGUUAAUUUUACCAACUCUUUUUGCGCAAUUAAGCUAUGAGGCGCACCAGGAUUCUACCUGCAUGGAUUACAGAACUCGAGAACACUUUGUAUGUCCAGCAUAUCGGAAUCUGUAGAAAGCCAUUUUGAUUUCUAAAUAAAAACCUACAAUUGUUGGUAGCAUGGUACUUUUUAAUUUAAUCUAUAAACACUACAACUGCCCAAGUGACCUGUUUUUUGAACUAUAUUAUUAGUACCAGUACUCCUUCACCAGCCUAUUUUUUGUGAUAAACUCCUUCACCAGCUGGACAUUACUGACAGGAGUCCCAACAAAACUAGGCAUGUCCUCACACAUUUAGUGAUGUACUCCCUCCGUUCUGAAUUAUAAGAUGUUCUAACUUUUUGUGAAUCGUAUGUAUAUAGACGCGUUUUAGUGUGUUUGUUCACUCAUUUCAGUCCGUAUGUAGUCCAUAUUGAAACCAAAACAUCUUAUAAUUUGGAACGGAGGUAGUAGAUCACUCCACCUUUUAAAAAUUUGAUGUUGAUGCCUGAUAUAAUCUGAAAACAAUACAAAUAUAAACUUUGGAUUCCUUGUCAUGUCAACACCAUUGGUUAAAAAGAGAGUACAGUCAGAAUGUUUAGUUGAGUACCUCAUUUUGGUACUACUGAUCUGCCUAUUCGGCUAUUAAUACUCAACAUUGUUGUCAGUCCAUCUGCAAAUAAACCAAAAAACAUUGUAUACAUAGGGUCUCUCUGCCCCAGGCCCUGGGCUGUAUAGUAACGCCUAUAAGGCUAUUGUUCUCCAUACAGUAAAAUUUCCUGGUUCCUAUCAGAAUCGCUUGAGCCAGGGUGCUGGGACAUCGUCAGUGCACGAGCCUUGAAGCAAAUAAACAGCAAAAGUGAACCGAAAUCUCGAAAGUCCUCUCACCGAGCCUUUUUCUAGCCAUUGCUGGAGGUUAUGGCAGCUGCCAGGACAAAACCGGCAAUGGCUGGAGAAGUUUGAUAAAGCGUGGCUGCCGGUUCUGAUACCUCCAGUUCCUCACUCUGCAGAACAGAUUUUGCAUGUUACUCUGUGUAAGGGUAACGGUAGAACUCAAAACUAGGAGAGCUGAGUUAACUGAAAAAACCCAGAAGGGGAGCAUGGAUCCUAAGUUCUAGAGGGUAGAUAGGUGAGUUGUUAUUCUCUAGAUUACAACCUUUCUGUAACGGAGGGGCUGGAUGUGAUUUCUUAAGGUACACAUCAUAUUUCCAACUCCAAAGUUCCAUGCUCCUGACUGGCUAUUUCCCAGUUCAAAGUACACGUAAUGGUAGUUGAGAUAGGCUAUUUCCCAGUUCAAAGUACACGUAAUGGUAGUAGAAUGGAAACACAUUAUCCUUUGAUUUUUAAUAUCUGCGUUUAGAUCAGGUCAAUCAUAAUGAAUUACUCCCUCCG
Molecule: messenger RNA, 5298 nt
Organism: Triticum aestivum (bread wheat)
Lineage: Eukaryota; Viridiplantae; Streptophyta; Magnoliopsida; Poales; Poaceae
Product: G-type lectin S-receptor-like serine/threonine-protein kinase At1g11330
Exons: 7
Coding region: 665-3142 (825 amino acids)
Biological process (GO): protein phosphorylation; recognition of pollen
Cellular component (GO): plasma membrane
Molecular function (GO): ATP binding; protein serine/threonine kinase activity
Source: RefSeq, a predicted model, not a curated record